UGGGUAUUCCGUUUAUUAGUGUGACCGAGAAUUUAAAGCGUAUGAAUAACAUUGACGAAGCGUUCUAGGAACGAAACCGCCAUCUCUGAAUUUUUGUCUCGUGGAUUAGUUACAAUCCACACUAAUCAUGAAACUCAUAAGAUUUUUGAUGAAGUUGAGCCAUGAGACAGUGACCAUCGAGCUCAAGAAUGGUACACAAGUCCAUGGAACUGUCACAGGUGUUGAUGUCUGUAUGAAUACUCACCUGAAAGCAGUAAAGAUGACAAUCAAGAACAAAGAUCCCGUGCAGGUGGACACCCUCAGUAUCCGUGGUAACAACAUUCGAUAUUACAUUCUGCCAGACAGCUUACCAUUGGACACGUUACUGAUUGAUGACACACCCAAAGCAAAACAGAAGAAGGGUAGAGAUGGUGCUCCACGAAGGAGAGGACGUACUUGCCCAACAACAAGGAGGUGGUCCUCCAAUUGGAACAGGGGGAAUUCCAGUUGCUCAUACAGCAUGUACUUACAAAUAAGUCAUAGGAAGUUUGUGUGUUAGGUAUUCAAUGUAUAACGAAAGGAUAAUGAACGAUUUAAAUCAACAUAAACGUUUAUUGUUAAAUAAUGAUGAAUGUGAAGUAGGUGAAAUUCACAUGACUGGUAAAUGAUAAGAAACUGACCUCUUCGUACUUGAGACUUUUUAAAAAAGAAGUUAUCUGCCCUUUGUAAAAAUAAGAAAAAUCUAUAUAUUUUUUAAUAUGUGUGUGGUAAAUGAUUGAUUUUAUUAUUAGGGAAAGUGUAUGUAAAUUUCUAAGAAGAGAUUUGUGUGAAAAUUUAAUUUCUUUGAAAAAUAUUUUAAUAAAACAUGCUUUUUCUACAGACUUCAAUGUUAGAUUCAAGGUGAAAUAAAUAGAGCAGUAAACAAAAUUCCUCAAAUUUCUGUGGCAGAUUUUGAUUUGAACCCUUCGAAAUGAUACAGUGAUUACAAAAACCCACCAACCAUUUACUAGAUAUGAAAUAAGGUCGUUGUACAUUGAAUACCUUAAAUAUCUGCUGUUAAAAAGUAUUUUUCAUUCCUUGUGCUGGAUGUUUUUAGAAAAUCAUUGUCUUUCAUAAUUGGGGGGUGUGUGAUGUUGGUGGUAUAUUGCUAUAUUGAAAUGAAUGAAAAUAUAUCGCAAUAUUUUUACUAACUUGAAUUAAAGUGGUGUUCUACAAUUAACAAGAGCAAGCGGUUAUGCGAUACCAUAUAAUUACUGAAUAACAGAUAUUUUGGUCCGAUGUAUAGAUUGACACAUCAGACGUCAAGCACUGUACAUCAGUCAGGACUGACAGUCUGAUGUCUUUCUCAGAGGCUGACAAGUUCUGUAAUGGCUUCAUUAAUUUACUUGAAAUUUAGCAGAUUUUAAAGGUUUUGAAGACCCACAAAACACCAAAAUUAGGCUACUUAAAAA
Molecule: messenger RNA, 1430 nt
Organism: Ostrea edulis (European flat oyster)
Lineage: Eukaryota; Metazoa; Mollusca; Bivalvia; Ostreida; Ostreidae
Product: probable small nuclear ribonucleoprotein Sm D1
Exons: 4
Coding region: 128-538 (136 amino acids)
Biological process (GO): spliceosomal snRNP assembly; RNA processing
Cellular component (GO): U2 snRNP; spliceosomal tri-snRNP complex; precatalytic spliceosome
Molecular function (GO): RNA binding
Source: RefSeq, a predicted model, not a curated record